Peronospora farinosa is the source of this 1854-nucleotide messenger RNA. The record is from the annotation of a GenBank genome assembly. Lineage: Eukaryota; Oomycota; Peronosporomycetes; Peronosporales; Peronosporaceae.
AUGGCUUCGUGCCCUUCCUGUCACACUGGGACUUCGCCAGGCAUCCGCUUGUGUUCCCACUGUGGUUUCCACUUUCCUAGCAAUGUCCUUCAGUCUUCCGUUCUACUUACUCACGCUGUCGGUAGCUCGUCAAGUGGAAGUACCUAUCGGAAUAUUUCAAAAGACCGGAAUAAGAAGAAAAAACCCAAGGAUAAAGAUGAAAAACCCAAAGACAAGAAGAAGAAGAAGAAAAGGAAAGACCCAUUUGAAGUCCCACCCGCUGCUGCAGGAAACGAAGCUGCUGCUAUUUACAAGAGGAUACUCGCAGCUGUUCAAGGUGCUAAUAAAGAUCACGAUGAAGUGGUCUCGGCCUUUAAAUUGGACUGCAAACAAUAUGGACAAGAGGAACUACGAGCUCGGGUUUUUUAUGAGAGACUUGCCAUAUAUUUUGGUAGUGAGCUGAUGCUCGAACAUAUGCUGCCUCAGCUUGCACGACUUAUUCCGGACGACAAGAAGAGGAAGAAAUUAGUCAAAGCACAUGUUAAACACAAGCUCAGUAGUGGAAAAGUAGGCUCUACAAGUAGUAGCUAUCAUGUCCGACGACAAGUGUCUAGUUCAAGUGAGAUCACGAUGGAGGAGAAGUCGUCGAGGAGUCUUUUAAUGAAAGAUCGACGGCCGUAUUCGGCGUCGGAACUUAUUCGACGAGACAGUAUUGAGAGUGAUACAUCGAGCAACACGAGUGGAGAGUUGGUUCCUAUAGCUCCAGGGCCUAGACGCCCUAUCGCUCGUCAUACAGACAACCCCAAGUGCGCCAUUUGCAGUGAGGUGUUUGAUAUUAAACGACGUCGACAUCAUUGUCGCAAGUGUGAGGCAAGUGUUUGCCACUCGUGCUCUCCAGCGCGAAUGUUGAUCUCACCCGACCAAGUGGCGAGUGACAGGAUGAAGAAGAAGUACGAUCCGGCACACCCACAACGGGUUUGCACCAUUUGCGCACCAGUCCUGCAAUGCUUUCAGGAUGGUCUUAACUCGCAGUAUGCCAACUGCCACAAAGAAAAUCCGCAUGAGACCAAGACAAGACUGCACUUACCAUUUAGUCGGUCGCUGGAAAGUGCGUGUCGUUCUGCAGCAGACAUUCUAGGCAACUUUUUCCGACCAGAUUUCGGUGCUGAAAGCGACCGCUACAUCCCAGUCAAUUUUCUUAAGCGUGCGCAAGGUAUUGCCUUCCUUACAGUUAUCAAGGCAGGUCUGCUUAUUACCGCCAAAAUGGGCACGGGUAUUGUCAUCGCGAAGCUAGAUGAUGGCUCGUGGUCUGCACCAUCUGCUAUAGGCACGGCGGGUAUAGGAGGUGGUCUCGAAGGUGGCGGUGAACUGAUCGAGUUUAUGAUCAUUAUGGGCUCCAAGAAUGCAGUCAAGGUUUUCCACCGUACGCAGGUGAACGUUGGUGGUGGAUUGAGCGUGGCUGUUGGGCCGUACGGACGUGAUGCACUGGCACAGGCUGCUGCUAGUCGAGGAGGAUUCAACGCUAACUACAGUUACUCUCACAGUCGAGGACUUUUCGCCGGCAUUUCGCUUCAUGGAGCUGUCAUUACUGCGCGGACAGAUACGAACAGCAACUUUUACGGUCAGAAACUUACACCCGAGGAGAUUUUGAGUGGGGCCGUUCCACAUCCACGCGCUGCGCAGUGCUUGUACGAUGCUAUUGACGAUGCCAUGAAAGGGAUUGCUCAGUUUGAAGCCUCUGGAGGAUCUCAACGACGUUCAUCAUCGGCUACCGCUGCUGCACAAGGUUCUUGCAAAUCUUGCCGAUGUAACGAUUUCGUUCCCAAGGCCUUUUCAAAGAAGUGUAAGUCUUGCACCCAUGUACACAAUCCCUAA